UCAUGAAUUCAUUUAGUCAAUAAGUGAAGGUGUGUGUGUGGUGGGUUUGUGAAUAAUUUUCUGUGAAAAAUGGCAGACAACGAACAGAAAGCGAUGCAGCUGAUGGCUGAAGCCGAAAAGAAGCUUAAUUCUUCGAAAGGAUUUUUCGGAUCGUUGUUUGGAGGCUCGUCGAAAUUAGAAGAGGCAGUUGAGUGUUAUCAAAGAGCUGCUAAUAUGUUCAAAAUGGCAAAGAAGUGGGGGCAAGCGGGAAAUGCGUUUUGUGAAGCUGCGAAUCUUCAUGCAAAGUCGGGCAGUCGGCAUGAUGCAGCCACUAACUUUGUUGAUGCUGCCAAUUGCUACAAAAAGUCGGAGCCAGAACGUGCUGUUGCAAGUCUAUUGAGGGCCAUUGAAAUUUACACUGAUAUGGGACGAUUUACAAUGGCUGCAAAACACCAUCAGUCAAUUGCAGAAUUAUAUGAAACAGAAAAUGUUGACCUGGAACGUGCUGUACAACACUAUGAACAAGCUGCAGACUAUUUCAAAGGAGAAGAAAGUAACUCUUCAGCCAACAAAUGCCUCUUGAAAGUUGCUCAUUAUGCAGCCCAGUUAGAAGAUUAUGAAAAAGCAAUUAAAAUAUAUGAACAGGUUGCAGCCACAUCACUCGAUAGUUCACUGCUGAAAUACAGUGCAAAAGAAUACUUUUUCCGUGCUGCACUUUGUCAUCUCUGUGUUGAUGUGCUCAAUGCACAGCAUGCUUUGGAACGUUACCAGUCCAUGUAUCCGGGCUUCCAGGAUUCUAGGGAAUAUAAACUUAUCAAGGUUUUAAUUGAUCACAUGGAGGAGCAGAAUGUUGAUGGUUUCACAGAAGCAGUGAAAGAUUAUGAUUCAAUUUCACGACUUGAUCAGUGGUACACCACUAUUCUGCUACGCAUAAAGAAACAGGUUAAUGACAACCCAGAUCUUCGCUGAGUCAGAGCUUUCUAUUUGUGUGCAUCCUUUGUACUUGAACUGUCUUUUGGCACUUCCCACAGUAAUUUUUUAGGGUGCAAACAACUUAAAUAUAGAAGAGACUAUUAAAAAGCCAGAAAGAGCUGCUGUUUUAUGGAGUUGGUAUUAACUGAACUUUAUUUACAAGUACAGUUAAGCAUGUCUUAUUUCUCCUCAUUUUUAAUGAAAUUUCAGAAUACCAAAGACACUAUAGACAAAGGAAAUCUUUUGUUCUAAAAUAAUGGAUGGCCACUUUUUACACCAUGCAAUAAACAGACAAUAUUUUUCCGAAACACAUUUAUCUUGAUACAUGAAUUCAUGUAUGAUAAACUGUAGAGGUGUCACAAGCUUUCCAGAAGCAGUUUAAUAAAACACACACACACACACACACACACACACACACACACACACACACACACACACUACCUGCCUGUGUUUGUUAGUUUCUUGUAGCUAGUACCAUUCCUUCAUUUUUAUUCCAGUAAGGGCAGAGGUUUCUGUCAAAAGUUUACUGUAGUUAAACAGUGCAUGUGUAGUAUCUUAAUUUCAUUUUAACUAUGGUUGAUCCUUCUCCAUACCCGUAAAGCAGUAGUUUUUGUUUCUAAUAUUAAUUAUUGAUACAUUUCUGGAAAGCUUGUAGUGAAACUACACUUUGUGUACUACUAUGAUGUUGGCUUUGAGAAAGUUGUUGAAUGUUGCAGGUGAAAAUAAUAUAAAAUAUUGUCUAGUAGUGAAGUUGGUUUUUUGCACUUUUAUUGUUAAUGAAUUCAUAGAAAAAUGGCCUUGUACUAUUACUGCCACAAAGAACCAGUGAUCAACAAAUUAACACUUCACAAUCAAUAAUUUAAGUAUAAGAAAAGAAGUGUAUUCAGUACAUGUUCUGACUGAGCACUGUGCUGAAUUAAACAAGCAUUGUCUAUUAAUGUUUUUAGUCUUUAUAAAUGUUGUAAAUUGAGCCUGCAGUGGUUAGAUUCCCAGAAUAUUAGAUCUUUUUGCAUAAUAUAUACAAGGUGGCAAAUGCUGAAGUAGACAUUGAUUGGAAAGCAUAUUGUGUAUGUUAAUUUCUUUUUGUAGUGGAGUUGUAAUACUGACAGGUAUUAUCAUUUUAUUGAUAGUCAUCACUGAUUGUUUUCUACAUGCAUUGUGACAAAUGUGUGCUCACAUACAUUUCCAAAGUUCAUUGAAAAAUCUGAUCAUGUAUUUUUUUCCUUUUUCUAAAUUAUCAUGUUGUUAUUCUGUAAUAUUUUGAUAAAAUGUAUUUAUGUGGAUGUUUUAUGUGAGAUGGAGGCACAGUUACUUAUUAUUUUUUGUUUUUUUUUUUUUAGAUAAUUUUUAGUAAUGUGUGCAGACUGUAGUUUUGGGUUAGUGCAUCGGUAAUGUCACUUGCAGUCACCUACUUUUGGAAGCAAUAAUUAUGUAAAGUGCCCAUUCAUCACUAGUUACUGGCUUGGGGUGCCACAUCUCUUCCUUACACUAAUGAUGGUGGUGGUGUACUUGUGUUUUCAUAACACAAGUUUUGUUUGUGGCAUUCAAAGGUUUGAACCCAUGGCUCUCCACAGUUCACUAGUCACAUAAUUAUAUUUUGGAGUUGGAUUUUAGAGUUUGGUAUAGGAAGCUGCAGAGGUGUAUAAUUUAUAAAAUAUAAAGGAUAACUGGAUCCAAACCAAUGAGUGCAUAGAUGGGGGACAUGAUCACAGAUCACAGAAGAGGGAGGGGAAAAUUUGGGAGGGGGGAACCCAGAUACACAGUUCAGGAAAAUCAGAUAAUUCUAUAGAAGCAUGAUAGUAAACACACAACAGAGUAUGUGGUAUGGUAUAUGAGGAAAGAUUUCUGAAGUAAAACGAAUGGCAGAAAUUAAUCAUUCUUUGUAUUGCAACCCAGUGUCUUCCUCCUUGUUACAUCUUAUUUAUAGUUUUAGAUUUGUGUUCUUUCUCUCUCUCUCUCUCUCUCUCUCUCUCUCUCUCUCUCUCUCUCUCUCUCUCUCUUCAUUUGGGAAGAGCUUCUUGUUCUCUGCAUGUAUUCUAUUACUUGUUCAUUAUAUUUACUCUUAUUGUGAGUUGUUCCUCAAAAAUUGGAAAUUUGUAGUAAGUUCUAUGGGACCAAACUACUGAGGUCACCGGUCCCUAGGCUUACACACUACUUAAUCUAACUUAAACUGACUUACGCUAAGGACAACACACACACACACACACACACACACACACACACACACACACACACACACACACGCCCGAGGGAGGACUUGAGCCUCCGAUGGGGGCAGCGCGAACUGUGGCGAGGUGCCUUAGACUGCACGGCUACCCUGCACGGCUCGUUGUUCCUCAGCUGUAUACAAUACAGGCAGAAUAUUUCUUUGUUCCUAUGUAGUCUGCAACAGUAAUCCCACUGUUUCUUUCUGAAAAUUAAGUUUAUAUUGUGUAUGUAGACAGAAGGUGUUAUGUGAUUCUUUAAAUAGCAGUUCCAUUAUAAGAAUCCAUGACUGUGAACACACAUUGUGGAAUGAGAAGGAUGUGAUUAUUAUGCACCAAAGUAGCACUGUCUGAUCAUCUGUUUACUCCUGUAUCAGUGUAAAUAGAUUUAAUAAUAAUAAUAAUAAUAAUAAUAAUAAUAUUGUUGCCAUUUAUGUUGAUUGUGCCUAUUAUUCAGGAAAAGUUGGUUGACAGUGUUUAUUACUGUAAUGAGAUUCUCUUUUUUGUGCACAUAUUUGAUGCAAAGCUCUUUUAUAUUAACCACCAUUGUGGAAAUGAAUGGUUCUAUAAAAAAAAAUAAUUAUGCUUGGAAAAAACAUCUUUGAAAAUAGAAGAUUCUUAAUCCUCAUAUGAUAAUUUAGUAUUAUUGAAGUCUCAUCAAGUAUCUUACAAACUGAAUGUUAUUUUAAGAUUAUAUUAUUUAGGUAUUGGUUCUUUUAAUUCAUUGUGGGGGAAGUUUAUCACAUAAGUUGCACCACACAAAGAUUUGACUAGAUGUGGAGAAUUGUCAGAAUGUGUAAUUUGUGGCAGAAGGGAAACGAUCACCAUGAUUAUUACCUUGAAUAUCUAGACCAUGUGCUUUACCUUAUAAACUUCUAGCAUUACAGAGGUAGUUAACUAUUAUUUUGACUUUAAAAUGUUGAAAAUUGCAGUGCACAUAAAUGUAGCACAGAUGUUUCUCCAAAUGAAUGUGACCAUUGAGUUUUGGGAAAACAGUUACAGCAUUUUCCCCUGUAACUCCUGAUCUUGGAGGGGUACUAAAUAACUUCCCCUAACCAACCCAAUGCACACGCGAUUUGGGCUACUGACUUGUAAGAAGUGUGAGUGCACAAGUCAUGAUCCCUUUUCCAUCUCCCUUUCAGAACAUGUAAUGGAAUUUGAAAUUAUACUGAGCUGUUAGAAUGAUAAGACUUCAUGUCGUGAGAACAGCUUCCAAAGUAAGGUUACUUUUACAAUGAUUCAUUUUAUGUUUUUACUAUCUGGUACAUGGCCACAUAAAUGAUUGUGUGAGGUAGGAGGAUUAGUGUUUCUCAUUGCUGUUUUUUAGAUUUCUCGGCAUCACUUUUCCUCUCUUAACUGUUAAGAUGUAGUCUUGAUGGAUAACCACUAAAGAAAUUCCUAGUUUGUCACACAAUAUAAGAUUGAUUGUGACCUUCCUAGCACUUCAGUCACUACUCAAGCAUAUUCAGUUUUCAUUCUUGGAAGGCACAAGAGUCACUAACGAUGAAAUUUACAAAUGUAAUUUCUCUCUUUCUGAUUUCUUCCUAUGCAGUUAGAAACAUUUUAAAAUGAUUGCUCUCUUCCUACAACUAUGACUAGAAGGGUUUCUUGUAUUUAGACCAAGCAGAUUUUGAUAUCUCAUUGCUUUAUUUCUUUCAUAUUUGCAUACCAGUAUGAUUUGUAUUUUAAGGAAGCAAUGCAAAUUGAGAAUAAUUUUAAUUUAUGGCACACAUUAAACAUUCGGAAAUUCUGCCACUUGUACUAUGGCACUGAUAAAACUUCAAAGAGUGUGAACUAUUUGAUAUUGCAAAUAUGUUGGUCUGGGCAGUGUUUGCAGUUACUUUCUGCUCAGAAAUAGUUAAACUGUGUGUGUGGUUUUUUAAUUUGGUGUCGGGAUAGAUGUUGGGUGUUGUCUUUACAUAUUGUGUAUGGGGGAAGUGUUUAUCAACAUUUAUAUUGGACUGUAUUCUUCAGCAAUGCAUUAUUUACUGUAGUGUGUUCUAGCUCUCAAACACUUUACUUCACCAUUAAACACAAGACUCUAAAAGAUGGAUGUUUAUAUAACAUCCUAUGUGUGUUUUCCAUCUGUACGUAAGUUUUCGUAAUGGGGUAUCUUAGUUCUGUUUUAUAUGAAGCAUAAUUGGAGGAACCGGUCAUGUAGCUAGUGUUUUAUUUUAUUGGAAAAACAAACCUUUUUUUUUUUUUGGGUUGAUGGUAUUAAGCUGCUAUCGUGUUAAAUAUAUAAACUUCAUUGUUUCUAGUAGUUGGACAUAUUGACGUUGGAUAAUAAUCCAGGUAGCAGACAUUUUAUAAGAGUAUAUUGCUACCUUUAAGAGCUCUUAAAAGUAUGGGUAAAGUAGCAUUCAUGAUGGUUAGCUAAUCAGUCAUGAGCAUGAGCAUUGCAUUCAGGUGCACAGAGAUAACUGUCAAAUUUUACAUAUUUCUGUGGUCCUUGCAGAGAAUCCAUUAAAUAAUCUUUCCCUAACCACAUCCAAUUUUUGUCCUGUCCUCCAUUUGUAAUUCAAAUUAUUAAGCUGGUCUUGCAUUUUCAUUGUUCAUUCAAUGCUUAAUGCCCAAACUCGAUGUAUAUUUUUUUAAUUUUUCAGUACUGUAUAUCUUAAGCCAUAUUUUUAAUGUUGAGUGAAUAACUUUAACAUUCCUUAUGUAUCCUGAAAUACUUCCUUAGAACUUAAGCAGUUUCGUUUCCCAUUUCUAUGCAGAGCAGUGCAUAGUUGGUAGAUAUUUUGGGGAAACUGUAUCAAUGUUUGGUUUUUGUCUCCCCUUUUUUAGAUGUCAGAGGACAAUAUUUCAUAGACUGCUGUAGGUGCUGUUACAGAUCUGUUAGCAAUUUCACUGCCAGAAUGUUUGUUUUGGACUCAUCAUAUACUUAAUUCAUAGAAAGCAAUUUUGUCAGUGUGCUGCGAAGUUCACACACUUAAGUGUUCACGUAUUGUAGUUUUAUGAAAUCCUUCAUGAGCCUGUGUUCACUUAAUGUAGUUACAUGAAAUUCUCCAUGAACCUUUGUGCCUUGAAUGUCCAUUAUCUUGCACAAAAGUAUUGUCACCUGCAGUAUUUUUGUUGUGCUUCUGUAAUUAAGGAAAGAAUUUUCUGAGUAAGUGUCUUCAGUGAGGAUAGAAAAAGGGAGAUCUAACCACUGAAAAAGUGUGGUAGAGUUCAAAAUACACCCAGGAUAUGCUAAAAUUAAAAAUUUUAAAACAUUGUAAGUUAGAAUUAACUGUCAUAUUCUUAUUUUAAGUUGAGCACAUAGUGACAUGGUAAAUUAUGAAAUUUGAUAGGACACAUGAGUGGGAGGAUUUUUUAUUUUACUUUCUCUCUUUGCUGUUGUGUAUCCAGCAUGGCAGUUGGUCAUCACGAUCCUAUGGGUUUCGUAAAAAUAUAGUCUAGCAAAAGGCUGCAUUUCUGUUCCAUUGUAUUUUUUCCAUAAACAUGAGAUUAUACAUGUUUUGUAAACUGUUGCUGAAAUCAUAUCUUUGUUCUUUUUGACAUUUAUAAAUCUAAUCGCAAAGCACAUUUCAGUAUAGUUAAGGCACGACUGAAAAAUUACACUUUGGUGGACUGAUUUUUCGUUGUUAAUUUUUAUACUGUCUUCAUGAAUUACAUGCUUUAUGUACUGAUAACCUUUAAAUUAGCAUGUGAGAUUCAGUGCAGCUUCUGGUGUGUGAUUGCCAUGUAAUGAAAUUUUGUGACCAUUUCUCAGAUCUCUGACAAAGAUUUAAAGCAAAUAACAUAUAAUACAGUUUACAGGUUUCCUGAAAAAAAAAAAAACCAAGUGAUAAGAAUUUUUUCAGCCUAUAUUGAUAUGCACAUAUAAUGUAGGUUAUUUGACACUUAUUUAUAAUAAUGUAACAAUGUAUUUGUUAUUGCAAAUUGUUAAAGUGUCAUUGAAGACUGUGAGACAAUGUAGAUACUGUGAAUAUUGUGAAAUAUUAGAUGAUGUAUAAGCUUAGCAUUUUGUAUUUAUUUAUGCUUGUAGAAUUUUUGAUUUAAUGAGGAGAAAUAUUUAUUUUACAAUGUGGUACUGUAUCAUAAUGCCUUUAAAAUUAAAUACUUUGUGAAAUCUUA
Molecule: messenger RNA, 7238 nt
Organism: Schistocerca piceifrons (Central American locust)
Lineage: Eukaryota; Metazoa; Arthropoda; Insecta; Orthoptera; Acrididae
Gene: alphaSnap
Product: alpha-soluble NSF attachment protein
Exons: 5
Coding region: 70-948 (292 amino acids)
Biological process (GO): SNARE complex disassembly; intracellular protein transport
Cellular component (GO): SNARE complex; vacuolar membrane
Molecular function (GO): soluble NSF attachment protein activity; syntaxin binding
Source: RefSeq, a predicted model, not a curated record